AUGGCCACCAUCACUACCAUCAAGGCCCGCCAGAUCUUCGACAGCCGUGGUAAUCCCACCGUCGAGGUCGAUUUGACAUGCUCAGAUGGCACUUUUGCUAGAGCUGCUGUUCCAAGUGGUGCAUCCACUGGAAUCUAUGAGGCCCUUGAAUUAAGAGAUGGAGGAUCUGACUACCUUGGGAAGGGUGUAUCAAAGGCUGUUAACAAUGUUAACACGAUUAUUGCUCCUGCCUUAAUUGGCAAGGACCCAACCAAGCAGACUGAAAUUGACAACUUAAUGGUUCAACAGCUUGAUGGAACUGUUAACGAAUGGGGUUGGUGCAAGCAGAAGCUUGGAGCAAAUGCCAUAUUGGCAGUUUCUCUUGCAGUCUGCAAAGCUGGUGCUAGUGUCCUGAAAACUCCUUUGUACAAGCACAUUGCAAAUAUUGCUGGUAACAAAAAGUUGGUCUUGCCAGUUCCCGCCUUCAAUGUCAUUAAUGGUGGAUCACAUGCAGGAAACAAACUUGCAAUGCAGGAGUUUAUGAUUCUUCCCGUGGGAGCUUCCUCUUUCAAGGAAGCCAUGAAAAUGGGUGUGGAAGUAUAUCACCACUUGAAGUCUGUCAUCAAGAAGAAAUAUGGUCAAGAUGCAGUAAAUGUUGGUGAUGAAGGUGGCUUUGCUCCUAAUAUUCAGGAGAACAAAGAGGGUUUGGAACUGCUAAAAACUGCUAUUGAAAAAGCUGGUUACACAGGCAAAGUUGUCAUUGGAAUGGAUGUUGCUGCCUCUGAAUUCUACACAUCAGACAAAAAAUACGAUCUGAACUUCAAGGAAGAAAACAACAAUGGCGCAGCAAAGAUAUCAGGGGAUGCUUUGAAAGAUCUCUACAAGUCAUUUGUGACUGAAUACCCAAUUGUUUCAAUUGAAGAUCCUUUUGACCAAGAUGAUUGGGAGCACUAUGCCAAGCUAACUGGUGAGGUUGGGGCCAAGGUACAAAUUGUUGGUGAUGAUCUCUUGGUCACCAACCCCAAGAGGGUUCAGAAAGCUAUUGAGUCAAAAGCAUGCAAUGCCCUUCUGCUUAAGGUCAAUCAAAUUGGAUCUGUGACCGAAAGUAUUGAAGCAGUUAGGAUGUCCAAAAAAGCCGGAUGGGGCGUAAUGGCCAGUCACCGAAGUGGAGAAACUGAGGAUACGUUCAUUGCUGAUCUUUCUGUUGGUUUGGCAACGGGUCAAAUUAAGACUGGAGCCCCUUGCAGGUCAGAGCGUCUUGCUAAAUAUAACCAGCUCUUGAGAAUUGAGGAGCGGAGCAAACUUCCGCACCCCAGUUGAGCCUUACUAAACUUUUGGAGUGGAAAAGCACUAGUUUGACAUGAGUUGAGAAAUGAGACAUGGUUGCGGUGUGUUUUUUGUUGUCAUGAAUAAGUUGGUAGUUAGAACUUUAGUCGCUACAAAGGCUUGUUAUCAAUAAUUUUGACUACUGAGGUUUAAUGUCAGGGGUAGGAUAGUGCUGCCCUAUAAUUUUAAAGGUUUAAAAUGAUACUCUUUAUCUUUAAUUGCUUGAAGCUGUCUACUUUCGUUUCA
Messenger RNA from Arachis ipaensis, 1551 nucleotides. RefSeq names its product enolase 2. Gene Ontology annotation, cellular component: phosphopyruvate hydratase complex. Gene Ontology annotation, molecular function: phosphopyruvate hydratase activity; magnesium ion binding. The record is from RefSeq and is a predicted model, not a curated record. NCBI's taxonomy places the organism in Eukaryota, Viridiplantae, Streptophyta, Magnoliopsida, Fabales, Fabaceae. Gene Ontology annotation, biological process: glycolytic process.